Daphnia pulicaria is the source of this 786-nucleotide messenger RNA. RefSeq names its product phospholipid phosphatase-related protein type 5-like. Lineage: Eukaryota; Metazoa; Arthropoda; Branchiopoda; Diplostraca; Daphniidae. The coding region runs from base 1 to 786 and encodes 261 amino acids. Gene Ontology annotation, biological process: phospholipid metabolic process. The record is from RefSeq and is a predicted model, not a curated record. Gene Ontology annotation, molecular function: phosphatidate phosphatase activity. The transcript has a single exon.
AUGGCACCAGAAGCGCAAACCAACUGGAUUCCGUACCUUUUCGCGGCAGGAAUCCUCCUUUGGUGUUCCAUGAGCAUCGGACACACCAUUUUCGCCAUGAAAAAUCAGGACUACGAAUCGCAGACGGGAAAUCUCAACGGGGUUAGAAAAAAUGUCCCGAUGAUUCGUUUAGUCCGAUGGUUUGGCGUGCUAACAAUCGGACUAUUUUUGAUGAUGUUGAUUACUUUACCUUGGAGUUACUACAUGGGUGAAUUGGCUCCCAAUUUUAUUAGCGCGUGCAAACCAGCCCAGCUUGACCUUCUAUGCCACUGCCCCUACGAUCGCCGUUCGGUUGACGUCGUCUGCACAACACCGGCGGAAUUAUGGUUCCCUUCGCGGUCGUCUUUCCUGCCGACAUCCGUCACUCUCCAAUCGUACCUGAUGUUGACGACACUUUUUUUCGUAAUAGUGCACAUGAGCUGGUCGGGAGCGAUGCGGUACAUGAAUUCAUUUUCAAUGUUACUCUGUGUACUCUUGUCCUGGGGAGUAGGAUACAGCGCAGUUCAACGCAAUGAGGCCGAUUGGAUCAACACGGUUUUCGGAUUUUUCAUCGGAAUGAUUUCUUCUUUCUUCUCCGUCAUGUUGAAUGCCCGUUGGAUGAAUUUGGAUGUCGAGCAGAAACUUCCGCGCAAUUGGAACGACUUCCCUCCAACCACUCAGAAUCCUCUGCUGUCUAAAAAUAAAGGAAACGGACAAGAACUUUCGACAUCAUGGGAAUAUCUACCGAAUCCAUCGCCUGUCCAUUAG